Messenger RNA from Mollisia scopiformis, 1661 nucleotides. RefSeq names its product cytochrome P450. The record is from RefSeq and is a predicted model, not a curated record. Bases 1 to 1608 code for a protein of 535 amino acids. Gene Ontology annotation, molecular function: heme binding; iron ion binding; steroid hydroxylase activity. The transcript is spliced from 4 exons. Lineage: Eukaryota; Fungi; Ascomycota; Leotiomycetes; Helotiales; Mollisiaceae.
AUGACUUUUAAAUCUCAUUUCUUGAAUGUAGCUCUCUGUGCUACAACAGCAUUCUUGUUCUUUGUGACAAUUCACUAUCUCAUAACGGUAAUCAAUUUUCACAUGGCGGCAAAGAAGUCAAACAAAAGCAACUCUCCACCCCUUGCACCACACAUGAUACCACUUUUUGGGAAUCUGCCAUUAAGGUUUAUCUGGGAUGCACACAAAUUUGUUUGUUCAUCGAGAUAUGCAUUUGGUUGCUCAUAUCCCAUCCGAGUCAAGCUCAUGUUUCAAGAAUUCUACAUUGUGCAAGGGGCAAGCAACGUCCUCGCUCUUUACAAGAACCCAACUCUGUCUGCGUUCUUCCUCCAUGGGUAUCUUCUCACACAUGUUUUCUCACUUCCAUCCUCGGCAGUGAGCACGUACUACCGUGACAACUCUGGGGAUAUUGAGAAGCCUUUCGAGGACAGUUCCGUCGACCCACACAAUCGUGUCGAGUUUCUAAGUCGUUCUACAUUCCUCAGACUGCUGAGUGGACCCGGAUACGCUCCUCUUCGGGCAAGAUUUGAGCAUAACAUCGCUCAGAGACUACAAUCUCUCAGUGUUAGUCAAGACUGGACGCCAAUCGGCAACCUCAUGGACAUAUUUCACCACCAAGUGACUGGCGCCGUGAUAGACUCAUUGUGUGGAACCUUUCUUCUCAAUCAACACCCAGAAUUCACAAGAGACCUUUGGGCCUUGGAUUCUAACGUAACGACAUUCUUUGUAAAGACACCGAGAUUCCUGGCUUCUGGAGUCUACAAGAAUCGCGAGAAGUUACGAACAUGGGGACAAAACUUUUCACCUGAAUGUGUUGAUGCUGAUAAUGAUGAUCCCUACUGGGGAACCAAGUUCUUCCGAGACAGACAUGAUAUGUUCCUGAAGAUGGAUGGGUUCGAUGUGGACGCAGUUGCUUCAGAGGAGUUAGCAUUCAUCUGGGCGACCAACACCAACUCCAUUAUUUCUGCUUUUUGGACUACAUUGGAAGUUUUUAAGGAUCAGCAGCUCCUAGAUCAGGUCCGUGCAGAAGUAGAAUCCUGCAAGAAAGCGGACAGUACAGUUGAUCUACGCUUUGAUGUCUCAAAGCUGUUAACUCAACCCCUUCUCCAGUCUGUUUACGCUGAAACUUUGCGCUUAAGGGUGAAUGGAUUCCUCUUGCGCCGUUCGGACAGAACCGACUUAGAUAUCAACGGUUGGAAAAUCCCCAAAAACCGGCUCUGCGUUACGAGCUCAACCCCAGGGCACAUGGACCCGAACAUCUGGUGCACAGGCACCAACAUGCAUCAUCCUACCAAUGAGUUCUGGGCUGGACGGUUCUUGAAGGAGAAUCGCAGCACAGGCGAAGUCGAAUUCUCUUUUAAGGGAACGGAAGGUUCAUGGGUGCCCUUUGGGACUGGGUCACAUAGUUGUCCCGGCAGAAACUUUGCUAAGGUUGUUGCUCUCUUCGUAGUGGCCCAGAUGGUGAGCAGAUAUGAUUGCGAAGUGCUUGCAGAUAAUGCAAGCAUGAAGAUGGGCUCUAAGAGUGUUGGUUUCGGGACGCUAAGGCCGGUUGGGAAGAUUCCUGUGAGGAUUCGGCGAAGACCUGCGUAGAGCUGCAUUGCUCAGUAGGAUGCGAGGAUUUGAUUUGAUACUUCAUUCUGCCC